AUGUCCAACAGUAGCUCCUUGAAUGAGUUCCUCCUCCUGGCAUUUGCAGACAUGAGGGAGCUGCAGCUCCUGCACUUCUCAUUCUUCCUCAGCAUCUACCUGGCUGCCCUCCUGGGCAAUGGCCUCCUCAUCAUAGCCAUAGCAAGUGACCACCGUCUUCACACCCCCAUGUACUUCUUCCUCCUCAACCUCUCCCUCCUCGACCUUGGCUCAAUCUCCACCACUGUCCCAACAUCCAUGGCCAACUCUCUGUGGGACACCAGGGCCAUUUCCUACACAGGGUGUGCUGCACAAAUGUUUCUACUUGUUUUCUUCUUAGGAGGAGAGUGUUCUCUUCUUACAGUCAUGGCCUAUGACCGCUACAUUGCCAUCUGCGGACCCCUGCACUACAGCACACUCAUGGGGAGCAGAACUUGUGUCAAAAUGGCAGCAGCUGCCUGGGCCAGUGGUUUUAUCAAUGCUCUCCUGCAGACUGCUAAUACAUUUUCAUUACCACUGUGCCAAGGCAAUAAUGUGGACCAGUUCUUCUGUGAAAUCCCCCAGAUCCUCAAGCUCUCCCGCUCAGACUCCUACCUCAGGGAAGCUGGCCUUCUUUUGAUUAGUGCUGCUUGGGCUCAAGCCAAUGAGCUCAUCGAUGAUGUAUUAGGGAAUGAGGGCUGUAUUCAGUUCUCACUUGCCAGAAGCAGGUUCAUGGCCUCCGUGCAGACCGCGAGGUCACUGCUGCCCGAGUACCGGAUAGACCAGGAGCAGGAACAGCAUCAGCAGAGCAACUGUGAGGCCACUUCAGCCUGA
Molecule: messenger RNA, 792 nt
Organism: Rhea pennata
Lineage: Eukaryota; Metazoa; Chordata; Aves; Rheiformes; Rheidae
Product: olfactory receptor 14C36-like
Exons: 3
Coding region: 1-792 (263 amino acids)
Biological process (GO): G protein-coupled receptor signaling pathway
Cellular component (GO): membrane
Molecular function (GO): G protein-coupled receptor activity; odorant binding; olfactory receptor activity
Source: RefSeq, a predicted model, not a curated record